Messenger RNA from Tachysurus fulvidraco (yellow catfish), 5169 nucleotides. RefSeq names its product plexin C1 (gene plxnc1). Gene Ontology annotation, cellular component: semaphorin receptor complex. The transcript is spliced from 31 exons. The coding region runs from base 201 to 4664 and encodes 1487 amino acids. Lineage: Eukaryota; Metazoa; Chordata; Actinopteri; Siluriformes; Bagridae. Gene Ontology annotation, biological process: regulation of cell shape; negative regulation of cell adhesion; regulation of cell migration. The record is from RefSeq and is a predicted model, not a curated record. Gene Ontology annotation, molecular function: protein binding; semaphorin receptor activity.
UCAGCGCUGACUCAAGACGCCAACUGUUUAGAACGAAUCAGUCCGAUUUGGUGAACCGGUUCAUCCAGUUCACUAAAAAGAACUGGUUCAAAAACGAUUCGUUCACGAACUGGCCAUCACUACAAACUUCAUUAACAGCAUCAACUGAGCAACAAAGAGGCUGAAGGCUCCAGGAUUCAGUCCCCACGCAUACAAACGCCAUGAGGACUGUGUUACUCAUAGUAUUUAUUUUCUUAAAGGGAGCAAUUUGCAUGUCUGUCUACAACUUUAGUGGAGUGAUCAGACACUUUGCUGUGGGAAAAAGUAAAGUGUUUGUUGCUACAGAUUCUCAGCUUUACCAAAUGCGGCACGAUCUCGUAGAGGAAAAGAUUAAAGACAUAUCAAACACCACGCACCAGAACGACGUGAUCAUCUUGUUGCCUUUCGAGGCGAACGGAACUCUGAUCACCUGCGGCACUUUGGGCUGCAGUUACUGCGAGGUGCUGGACAUAAAGGAUAUAACCCAAACUAUCCACAGGGAGACAUACAUGCCGUUUGUGGCGCCUGUGAAUGGAUCGUCUGUUGCGUUACUUGUCGAUGCCCGUACUUCAAGCACAAGUACUGAUACUUACAUGUUGGUGGGGAGAGAGUAUAAGAAUACAAACGAUGACUGUGUAGUCGAUCCCGGUGUGACAUUACGCAACACUCUCGGAACUCAGGCAGGUGACAUUUUUUCUAAAACAGGUGCAUCUGCAGCUGAAGCCAGCAUUAAAGUUUGGCGUGUUGAGUGGGUAGACGGUUUCCAGGUAUCUUCAAAUUUUCAGUCCUACCUCUUCGCCAACCUCUUUACCUCUUCAGACAAAAAAGUGGUUUUAUUAAAGAUGGAAAACAAAGGGGGAAAACCAGAAAUAACCAAAUCUCUGAAAGUUGCCCAUUUACGUUGCUGCAAGGAUCUUCAUCGCCAUAAACUUUUGGCCUCCACCACUAUCUUGUCAUCUCUUUUAUGGAUUGGAAUAUUCACUGCAGAACUUCCCCAAAACCCAGAGAACACUGUAUUGGCUAUUUACAACAUUACUGCGAUCAUACCAGGCAAUCCUACUAAAGAAUUCACAUGUCAACCAUCGUGUGGUCCACAGAGCUCCUCAAUAGUGCCUGUUGAGCCUCUUGCUGUUGUAUUCAAGCACAAUUCAAUGACAUCUGUGGCAGCAAAAAUGAAAGGCUCUUGGAUUGUGCUAUACAUUGGAACUGCUAAUGGGCAACUGCUAGAGCUUGUGCUGUACCCAGAUUAUACAUCUUUCUGUGCAAAAGUGCUGUACAGAUCUGAUGAUGACAGGAUGGUGUUUCCCAAAAUGUAUUUUGACCCAGUGGAUCCUAAUUAUAUCUACAUAGGGUUGAGAAAUCAGAUUAACCGUGUUGCUGUGACUCAAUGUGGUAUGUAUGACACUUUGAGAGCCUGCAUUGGCAGCAUGGGCCAUUUCUGUGGCUGGUGUGGGGUCACAAAUAGAUGCUGUAUGCAGGAGGAAUGUAUGAACUCAUCUUGGAUCUCCAUUUCUAAAGAAUCUUUUCGGAAAGAGUGGAUUUCUUUUAAGGUCUCCAUGAUCUCUAAAGAGAUCAAGCUGACUCUACACCUGCACCUGAAUGCUACAGAAAGUCUUCCAUUAAUAUGUACAUUCAAGGCAAGAGGGGGUGAUCUGUGUAAAAGCUUUGUUACACAUUUGCCCAAAUGCUCCUGCAGUUUCCCUGAAAAGUCUUCUGAUGGACUCGAAGUUACAGUGAUGGUCACAAUUAGUAAUCAGACCUUGACAGAGAGCCUGACACUGAGGAGCUGCCCAACCAUUACAAAGAAUAUGCAGUCAGAAGAGCAAUGUGCAGCCUGUGUCUCAGCUGGAUGUUAUUGGCAAAGCAGUAACAAGACUUGUACCUGGACUCCUGUAUCUACACCAUAUUUACAAAUACUGGACAUAUGCAGUGGGAUUUCAUCCGAUAGAAAUUACAGGCCAGAGAUCCUGUCUGUGUGGCCUAAUGAAGUUUCUUUUCAUGGCAAAAAUAAUGCAGAGAUAAAAGGAAAAAAUCUGGGACUGGUUGUGAAAAUUCGCUUCCAAGGUUUUAUGGACUGCAAUUUAAAGGAGUCACCAGUGUUGGUGCGCUCUAAUGACACACUGAAGUUUCAUAUUCCUGGUGGAAACAAAGAAACUAUGAGGGUGUGUGUGGUGACGGCAGAUGGACAAUGUCAUAGUAAUGCCACCAUAAGAUAUAAUUCUCAGCCCACCUGUAUGGAAUUUCAGCCUUUAAGCACCUGGUCCAGUGGUGAAAGGAAGAUUAAUGUGCUGGGGAGUAAUUUAGAGUUUGUGGAUGCAGUCAAUAUUCAUACGUCUUCCAAAGAGAUUACCCUCAAAACUGACAACAAGAGCUUUUGGUUUCACACUCACAAUCAGAGAGAAUUCAGAGAUGCUGGACCAUUCAUUGUCUCUCUUAAAGUGGUGAACUCAACAGUGGUCUGUGCAGGUAAACUCUCUUACCAUCCAGAUCCGGUAUUCUCCAGCUUCUCCACCUCAAAGGUGGUCAAUGACGUGCUGGUCACCAUACAGAAAAAGGAAGAUCAAUUAAGGAUAGGUGAAGAUGACCUAAAGGUGUGGGGCUUAGAGGAAAAAAGGGAAUUUGAGUGUACAAUAGAGAAAGUGAAGUCCAGUGCAGUGAUCUGUAAGAUUUCAGUAGUUAAAGAUGGUGAACUCAAUGUGGACUCAGUUAAGAUUAUGUUUGGCGAUGUUAAAAUAAUUUUGACCCAGGAUACUUCGGAAUAUAUAUAUAUACUUGUUGCAUUAGUCAUUUUGAUUGUUCUUGGUGCUGUUGCUGGAGUAUUAAUCCACCGUAAGAGCCAACAGCAGAUGAAUGCACAAAUGAAUGAGCAUCUGGAAAUGCUGGAGAAUGAAAUCAGAUGUGAGAUCAGACAAGGAUUUGUGGAUUUGCAGACAGAGAGAUCAGAUCUGGUUGAAAAUGUUGCUGCCAUUCCCUACCUAGAUUAUAAACAUUUUGCGUUGAAAAUAUUUUUUCCUGAGGGAGGGCCUUUGGGAAACCAGAUGAUCAAAGAAAUUGGGCAGGAUGCAGUGAAGUCAGAGAUGGAUGAAAAAUGUCAAGCUUUCUCCUCACUUCUUCGAGACCAGACAUUUCUCACAUGCUUUGUUCAUGCUUUGGAGGAGCAGAAGAGCUUCAGCAUAAAGGACAAGUGUAUGGUGGCAUCCCUGUUGACUGUAACGCUGCAUAGUGACCUGCCAUACCUCACCCAGCUGAUGGAGACGUUACUCCAGAGUCUAAUGGAUCAGCCCAGCAAUGCUCAGCCUAAACUCAUGCUGCGUCGUACAGAGUCUAUUGUAGAAAAACUUCUCACCAACUGGAUGUCCAUCUGCCUCUAUGGCUUUCUCAGGGAGUCGGUUGGUCAACCUCUUUUUCUAAUGAUAUCAGCUCUAAGUCAGCAGAUUUCUAAAGGACCAGUAGAUGCAGUGACAGAGAAAGCUCUGUACACACUGAAUGAAGACUGGCUCCUGUGGCAGGCUCAGGGCUUUAACUUCAGCCUUUUGAAGUUGAAGGUGCUGUUUGCUGUGGGGACAGAGGGAGAAGUAAGUGAACCACUGGAAGUGAACGUCCUGACAUGUGAUACGAUAGAACAGGUGAAGGACAAAAUCCUCCAGACCUUCCUGCGCAAGUUUGGCUUCAGAUUUACUCAACAGCUUAGAGACAUUGGCAUUGAAUAUCUGAAGGAAGGAAGUUAUGUGCCUCUGGAGGAAAUAGAUGGAAGCUCAGAGGUGCAGGGGGAGGUGACUAUGCUGAACACACUGAAGCAUUAUCAAAUCCCAGAUGGGGCUCCCAUCAAAGUGAUCACCAAAAAGGUUCAUGCCCCACUUAGUCCACAGACAAGCUUAAAAGAUGAUCAGAACUUCACUACAAAGUACUUUCACUUGAUUGACCCAGACAUUGCCGAAGACCCAGAACACCCAGAGAGGAAGAAACUGAAGCUCAAAGAGAUUUACCUUACCAAGUUACUUUCCACUAAGGUGGCUGUGCACACCUUUGUGGAGACUCUUUUUCGGAAUAUCUGGGGAAUGCCCAACAACAAAGCUCCCUUAGCAGUGAAAUACUUCUUUGAUUUCCUCGAUUCACAAGCUGAGAAGAAAAAGAUCAUGGAUCCAGAUGUUGUUCACAUAUGGAAAACAAACAGCCUGCCACUGCGGUUCUGGGUGAACAUUUUGAAGAACCCCAACUUUGUGUUUAGUGACCUUGAAAAGACACCUCACAUGGAUGGUUGCCUGUCUGUCAUAGCUCAAGCCUUCAUGGACUCCUUCUCCCUCACAGAUCACCAGUUGGACAAACAUGCACCAACCAACAAGCUUCUGUAUGCAAAAGACAUUCCCCAGUAUAAAAAGGAAGUAAAGAUGUACUACAAGCUGGUGAAGGAUCAGCCAUCUGUCAGCAGUCAGGACUUUAAAGUGUUUCUGCAUGAAGAGUCAAAGAAACAUGAGAACGAAUUCAAUGAACCUGUAGCAUUGCGAGAGCUGUACAAAUACAUGGAGCGCUAUUUCACUCAGAUUGAACAACAUUUAGAGCUAAAUGGCGGCUCCUGUGGACUAAAAGAGGAAAUGCACCGUGUGAAGGAGCUUUUUCAAAGUGUGAAAAGGAGUGCAUGGAUCUGAGCCAAUGUACCUUCAACACUCAGAUUAUAUUACCUAUUGCCUUAAUCAUUGCCCGUCUUCUCCGAAGCAACACAUGCAGUAUGAACCUGUGCAGCACUCGAAAUCUACGAGGAGUUUAAUUUAAACUUGAACCUGUGCAAUGCAUUUUUUCCCUCUGACUGUCAUCAAGAGCAAAUAAAUACACCAAUGUGGAGGCUGGGCAUAUCUUAAAAACCACACUUCACUACUCCACUAUGUAACUGUUGAUUGAAUGCGUUUUGUAUUGUAAAAGAAACCAAUGUGCUCACAAAUAAGGGUCUCAGAGAAAAUGUUAGCAUUAUAUUAAACUUAUGUUAAUACUAAACAAUGAGCUAAAAUGUGCUGGCAAAAAAAUUUUUCAAGCUAUUUCUGUUAUAUUUCUCUUUUUAAUUGUAGGGUGCAUUAAGAGUGCAGAUGAUGAAUAAACAUUCUAACUAUGCACAUCCUACAGAUGUACAAUAGUGUUAAUAAAAUGUACAAAUCUGCA